CUGGCCGCCUGACCAUGUCACAUUUUCGGAACUCUGCGCCUUGUCGAAAAUAGCGGCUAGAAACCUAGCAAAAGCCCUACAUGUCGAAUCAAAAGAUGUCGGCUCGCCCACAAUCGGGUUAUUAUGCGCCAGUAGUCUCAACUUCGUCUCAGCAUGGCUAGGACUCAUGAGACUAGGGUGUAAACCAUUUCUUCUAGCGUAAGGACCCUUUAACUUUUUGAUAUUCCCAAUACGUUUCUUAUAGGCUCAUUCUUACUCGCAGUCCUCAGCUUGAUCCUCAAGCAGUAGAACAUCUCUGCAAGAGUUCCGGCAUGAGAACGAUUCUUGUAGACGAUGUGCAAGAAAAGCGGGGCCCUAAAUUUAAAGGGGACAUCAACAUGAUCAAGAUACCAUCGUUUCAGGAAGCGCAUUGCCUAAAUGAUGAUUAUCUUGAUCUAAAUGCCGAUAAAUACCAAGAAUCCGAUAUAGCGUACUUUCUUCACUCGUCGGGGACUUCAUCCGGUAUACCGAAACCACUACCGCAGACUCAAUGGGGGGCAGUGGGUUGUCUGCCAUACUUUCCACAUAAGAACCAACCUGCGACAUUUACUACCACGCCUUUAUACCAUGGCGGCCUCGCCGAUUGCUUUAGAGCUUGGACCAGUGGAGCCAUGAUUUGGUUUUUCCCUGAAGGCGUUGCGCCUAUUACUGGUGUCAAUGUUAUCCGCUCGGUAGUCCAGGCCCGGAAGAUAAGCGCAGUCCCCGUGAAGUAUUUCUCGUCUGUGCCUUACGUUCUCCAACUGUUAUCCGAAGAGGAAGAGGGAAUUCGCAUGCUCCAGAGCAUGGAUUUAGUCGGAGUCGGUGGUGCUGCUUUGGCUCCUUCGGUCGGUGAUAAUCUGGUGGAGCAGGGAAUCAAUCUUGUAUCGCGAAUGGGAAGUGCCGAAUGCGGAUUUCUUAUGUCUUCGCAUCGUGACUAUGUCCAUGAUAAAGAAUGGCAAUAUCUCCGGCCGAUCGAUGAUUCUGGGCUUCUAUCGUUUGAACCGAAAGAGGACGGCUUGUCAGAGCUUGUGGUGAUGCCACCUUGGCCGCUUAUAACGAUAACAAAUCGUAAUGAUGGUUCAUAUGCUACGUCCGACCUAUUCGAACCGCACCCCUCAUUACCAAAUGCCUGGCGAUAUCAUAGUCGAGCAGACGCUCAGAUCACUCUGGCAAAUGGUAAAAAGUUCGAUCCUUCUCCGCUUGAAGAGUCUAUAAAAGCCUCAACUCAACUCAUACGCGAUGUUCUCAUCUUUGGUGCAGGUAGAGACUAUGUGGGUGCUCUAUUAUUCAAGGCAUCAAAGGACUCUUUGGAUGAAGAUGUUGUCGAAGCAGUUUGGCCAGAAGUAUGCAAGUUGAACAAGGAAUCACAAGGCCACUCUCGUUUAACGAGAUCAAUGUUGAUUACCAUAGGGUCGAAAGAAGAUCCCCUAGCAAAGAGCAGCAAGGGAUCCAUACUGAGACGCCAAGCCGAGGCCCGGUAUGCCGACGUGAUCGAGAGAUCCUACGCAAGUGGGGGAACUGCUUCUAUAAAUAAUGAGAUCGUUUCGGAUGCAGAUCUCGGCUCCUUCAUUCUGGACUUAUUUACCCAAGUUCUAGGUCAUGAAAUCGACCCUCGUAGGGAUGUUUUCCAGCAAGGAGUGGAUUCAAUAGCGUGCAUUCAGAUAAGAAAGCUCAUCGAGUCUAACAUCUUUCCCGAGAAAUCUCCGAAGCUACCCCUGAAUGUCAUCUAUGAUAAUGGGAAUGUUAUUACAUUGGUCGACGACUUGAUCCGAAUCCGCAACGGCAACGGUGUUUGCUAUUCAAACAGCGAGGUCGACGAGCUAGAACUGAUGAACCAACUCGCUGAUAAAUACAGCGAGUUUGGAGCAUGCAAUAUCAAUUCACAUAAGAAAGAUGGUGAAGUUGUUGUCCUCACGGGUGCUACGGGACUACUUGGGGUACAUAUCCUGUCUGUAUUAUGUAACGAUACUAAAGUCCGAAAGGUGUACUGUCUGCUUCGUAGUCAGACAAAACAAUCUGCCCAAGAGCGGGUAUUGAAGGCGUUAUCAGAUCGUCAAUUACCGAGGCCCCAUGAUCUAGACGUAUCGCGAAUUGCCGAUGAAAAGGUUGUCUGCCUUCCUUGCCAUCUUACUGAAACACAUCUCGGCCUCCCUGACCAAAAAUGGACACACAUCGUGACCGAAGCUACGGUUUUCAUCCAUGCGGCUUGGUCGGUUAACUUCAGCCUCCGCCUUAGCUCCUUUGAAGACCUUAUUUCGGCGACACGGAACGUGGUCGAUAUGGCGGUGUCAAGUGGUGCACGCUGCUUUUUCAUUAGCUCUACAGCAGCAGUGGCUUCCGAUACAUCUGCCGUUAUCGCGGAGAAGACGUCUCUAAAUCCAUCUCAUGCUUCACCUCUGGGCUACUCAAGGUCGAAAUGGGUAGCUGAACGUGUUUGCGCUAGAGCUCGUGAGAGAUUAAUUAGGGAUAUGCCAACUAGCACUUUGAAGAGGCCGGAUAUCUCGGUCAUCCGCGUCGGCCAACUUUGUGGGAAUGAAGCUGGAGCAUGGAACGCAAGUGAAGCGUACCCGUUGAUGCUGUCGACUGCUGGUUUCACGAAGUGUCUGCCAGAACUACCAAAUGAAACUUUGAAUUGGUUACCGGUAGACCAAGCAGCAAAGAUAAUUCUGGAAAUUUCCUUGGCGGAACAUACCCUCGAGCCGCUAGCUAGCCCAGAGAUGUCCGUAUACCAUGUCCUAAGCCCUCACAAAUCACCAACAUGGAAUCAGCUGCUACAAUGGGUCUCAGAAACGUCAUGGGGCCCUUCGUUCCAAUCAGCUCAACCUGCAGAAUGGCUGCAGCGACUAGAGUCAUCGCUUGGUAGUUCGCAAGCAAGGCAUCCGUCCCAAGCUCUAUUGGGACUGUGGAGACAGAGAUAUACUAAUGCGAGGAUCCCCUCCAACCAAAAGGACGAGUGCCGCUCUACCAACGCCCCAGAAUACCCCAUAUUUGAUAUCGUGUGCAGUUCGCGACUGUCGCAUACAAUGAGGAAUGUUAAACCUUUGGACCGUGAUAGGGUUGUAAAGAUGUGGAAUUGGAUCCAUGGGAAUACGGGAGUGAAGUCCCCCUUUUCGCAUUCAUGAGGUUGAGUACGGAUUCACGUUAACAAAAAUUUGAAUCUGAUUUGUACAGACAUCUAAUUUUUAGAGGGAAUCCCAGCGAAAGGAAGAUAUUCUAGAGGAACUAGCUAGGCUACCCAGUUGUUGUAGAAAGCCUAGUUAUUAAUAUACCUAGUUUGGUGAUUA
Messenger RNA from Annulohypoxylon maeteangense, 3302 nucleotides. Its product is annotated as male sterility protein-domain-containing protein. Bases 312 to 3140 code for a protein of 942 amino acids. The transcript is spliced from 2 exons. NCBI's taxonomy places the organism in Eukaryota, Fungi, Ascomycota, Sordariomycetes, Xylariales, Hypoxylaceae. The record is from RefSeq and is a predicted model, not a curated record.